This is a messenger RNA of Gopherus evgoodei (Goodes thornscrub tortoise), 2441 nucleotides long. It is a transcript of the gene TRIM72, whose product is annotated as tripartite motif containing 72. Lineage: Eukaryota; Metazoa; Chordata; Testudines; Testudinidae. The coding region runs from base 136 to 1551 and encodes 471 amino acids. The transcript is spliced from 7 exons. The record is from RefSeq and is a predicted model, not a curated record. Gene Ontology annotation, molecular function: protein binding; zinc ion binding.
UCGCGCUGCGUCUGAGCCCAUCCCAGCAGUCAGCUGCUCCUCGGUGCCCAUCCGAUCUUUGCACCGCAUCGCCCUCCAGCCGGACCCUGCUCCCCAAGCCGUCUCCUCCGAUCUCACCCGCCCCACCACCCAGCCAUGUCAAAAUCCAAGCAGCGCCUUAUGCAGGGCAUGCACCAGGACCUGAGCUGCCCCAGCUGUCUGAAGCUGUUCAAGGCCCCGGUGACGGCUGAGUGCGGCCACACCUUCUGCCUGGAGUGCCUGUCCCAGGCCGCGGCCUGCCCCACCUGCCAGGCCCCCACCAAGGUGGAGCAGCUGCGCAUCAACCAGCAGAUGGAGCACCUGGUGCAGUGCUUCCGGCAGGUGCCCCACGACCACUGCGAGGAGCACAUGGACCCCCUGAGUGUCUACUGCGAGCAGGACCAGCAGGUCAUCUGUGGGGUGUGCGCCUCGCUGGGCAAGCACAAGGGUCACAACAUCAUCACAGCCGCCGAGGCCCACCAGAAGAUGAAGAAACAACUUCCCCAGCAGCAAAUACAACUGCAGGAGGCACAAGUGCGUAAGGAGAAAACGAUCACUCUGCUGAACAGACAGAUAGCAGAGGUGGAGGACACAGUGGUGCGAUUCAAGCAGCAGGUGUCGGAGCAGCUGGGGGUGAUGCGCGCCUACCUGGCGACGCUGGAGGCCACGCUUGGCCAGGAGGCAGAGCGGGUGCAGCAGCAGGCCACGGCCGUGCUGCGGGAUGAGCACAAGACCAUGGGCCACUACCUAGAUCAGCUCAAGCAGAUGGAGGCCGUGCUGGGCGAGGUGCAGGAGGAGAGUCAGACUGAGUUCCUGAGGAAAUAUUGCCUGGUGGCCAGCAGGCUGCAGAAGAUCCUGGGAGAGUCCCCUCCAGUUGCCCGGAUGGACAUCCAGCUGCCAAUCAUCACAGAUGACUUCAAGUUCCAGGUGUGGAGGAAGAUGUUCCGUGCACUGAUGCCAGCUCUGGAGAACCUGACCUUUGACCCAGAUACGGCCCACCCCAACCUGGUGGUAUCGGAGGAUGGCAAGCGGGUGGAGUGCGUGGAGCAGAAGCAGCCAGUGAGCUCAGACGACCCAGGCCGCUUCGACAAGUCCAACUGCGUGGUGAGCCGCCAGAGCUUCUCCAGCGGCGAGCACUACUGGGAGGUGACGGUGGGUGACAAGCCACGCUGGGCACUGGGCCUCAUCUCGGCCGAGACGGGGCGAAAGGGUCGGCUCCAGGCCCUGCCCUCCAACGGCUUCUGGCUGGUGGGCUGCAAGGAAGGCAAGAACUAUGAGGCCCACGUGGAGCACAAGGAGCCGCGGCUGCUGCGAGUGGAGACCAAGCCCAGCCGGAUUGGGCUGUAUCUCAGCUUCGAAGACGGGAUGCUGGGGUUCUACGACGCCAGCGACGAGGACAACCUGGUGCAGCUCUUCGCCUUCCACACGCGCUUCACCACCACCGUCUAUCCCUUCUUUGACGUCUGCUGGCACGACAAGGGCAAGAACAGCCAGCCUCUGGUCAUCUAUGAGCCAGAGCCGGAGGCCUCCUAAUGGCUCCCUGCAGAGCCGGAGGUGCCAUAGCCAUGCCAAGCCUCACCUCACGGAGCCAUGAGUGCCAUAACCAUGUUGCUAAAGGCACUAUAGCCACGCCCAGCCAUGCUCUAUGCUGCCAGAUGUGCCACAGCCAUGCCCAACCUUGACCCAAGAUGCCAGAGCGGAAGUUGCCACAACCAUUCCCAACCAUACCGCACAUCACUAGAAGAGCCAUGACCAUGCCCAGCCAGCCCUACAUCACCAGCUGUGCCACAACCUCACCUCACAUCAUCACGGCCAUACCCAACCAUGCCCACAUCACCAAAUGAGCCACAGGCACUCCUAACCAUGUCUCCUGGGCUGGCGGUGCUGAAACCACACCCAGCCACACCCCACAUCCCCAGAGAAGCCGUGUCCUGCCAUGCCUCGCUAUGCCUGACAUCACCAGACCGGGAGGUACCUCAACCGUGGCCAACGUCACUGUAAGUUCCAUAACUAUGUUGUCAGAUGCUCUGUAACCACAGCUAACCACAUCCUACAUCACCAGAAGCUCCGUACGAUGCCUUGCCAUGCUACCAUCAACAGAAGUGCCAUUAUCAUGGUCCCCCCAUCACCAGAGAUUCAUGCCCCCAUUACCAAAGGCAUCUCAAUCAUGCCCAAGCAUGUGUCCAUUACCAGAGACUCCCUGGCCAUGACCACAUAGCUAGAAGUGCCAUGACCAUACCCCUUGCCAUCACAGCUCCUCUAAACAUUCGGAGCCCAUGGGGCCCAUCUCCAAGCUCCCUGAGAUGGGGAGUGACCCGAAGUGGUUCCAAGGCUCUGGGAUCUGUACAGUCACUGCUGGGAUCUGAGCAUGUUCGCAUCCACCCAGAUAUGGUCUCCAAUAAAACAUGGUCAUGUCCACUCUG